GUUGAUGGUCCAGCAUCGCUUCUUCGACAAGAACUCAGCGUGCGUGCUCCUCUGCACGUUGGAGACUGUCGCACCUGGGGAGAUGCAUUCGAACGCAACUAUAGGAGGCCGGCUUGGCUGAACCAUCUCGAACCACCCUGCGCUUGGCCGGAACACCAACACAUAGAUACCACAGCCCAACAUGCCCGCGGCGAGCACCAGCACGCGCGGCGGAGGGGCCUCCGCGUCCAAAUCCAAGUCAAACAAGGACGGCAAGCUGUCAUCCACCGAGGCACACUUUUACAAUGUCAUCUCCAAGCUUGAAGGCGGCCAUGUCACCUCCGACGAGCUCAAGGAUCACUUUGGCGAGUUCGACCUGCAAGAGCAGAUGCAUGCCAUCAACGAGCUGCUUGCCAAAAACUUGCUCAAGACAGAAAGGGUCGGUGCGACCGCUCGCUGGGUGGCUGUGUCCAAGCAGCAGGCUGCGAUCGUCGGAAGACUUGACUCGGAUGAGCAGCUGGUGUACAACGCCAUCAGAGAUUCGGGCAACGAGGGUAUCUGGAGCAAACACAUCAAAGACCGCACAAAGCUCCAUCAGACCGUGGCAAACAAGUGCUUGAAAGUGCUGGAGAACCAACGGAUCAUCAAGACCGUGAAGAGUGUCAAGCAUCCGACCAGGAAGAUCUACAUGCUCUAUGAGCUCACACCCUCAUCGGACAUUUCUGGUGGACCAUGGUACUCAGAUACAGAGCUCGACACGGAGUUCAUCCGCUUGCUCUGCUCCAUCUGCGAGCACUACAUCAUAUCUUGCACCUGGCCGGCGCCUUCCUCUUCCUCCUCCUCGAAGCCACCCGACAUGGUCUUCCUCACGUCAUAUGCCGCUGCGCGGCUUCCGACGGCAGCGGAUAUCUUGCAGCACAUCAGGCGCAGCAAGGUCAUCAAUGCAGACCUUGAGAUCGAGCACGUUAUGCAGAUUCUCAAUGUCCUCAUCUUUGACGGCAAGGUGGAGAAGUUCCCCAUGCUAAGCCACGAUCGUGUAGUAGCAAGGGAUGACGUCAGUGAUGAGGAGAAGAACAGAAGAAGGAGCAGCAAGAGCAAAGGCAAAGGAAGGAGCACGUCAAAGUCUAGCAGUAGCAAGCGGUCGAAGCGCAAGGAAAGCAGUCACAAGUCACGGCGCGAAGACAGGUCGGACUCUAGCUCCGAGUCGGAGGGCGGGUCUGAGAGAAGUAAUGAUGAAGACGAAGACGAGCAAGGCAAGCGAAGCUCUCGCCACAGCAGCAAGAAUGGCAAAAAGAAGAGCAAAAAGCGCCAGACCAUAGAAGAAGAGCUGAACGCGGCCUUGGGCGAAAGCGAUGAUGACGAUCUGCCUGACAUUGGCGAGACGCUCGAGAGUGCUGCGAAGCGGAAGCGCAGCGGCGACGAGAGCACGAGCUCCUCGAAGAAGAAGCAGAAAACAGCCAAGGGGUCCUCGAGCAGCAAGGGCAAAGGCAAGAGAAGAAGAGCCGACUCGUCCGCUUCCAGUUCUGAUAGCUCUGGCACCAACGACAGCGAGUCUGAGCAAUCUCGCAGCGACUCAGAGUCAGAUGAAGCGGACACUGGCUCGGAUUCGGGCACGGGCGACGAUUCGAUCGCAGAGGACGAGCGGACGCGCAUGGCAAAGAUGGAGGGAUCAACGUUCGUCUACCGCUCGAUCCGCAAGAUCUCCUCGAUGCCGCUCGCAUGGACCCAGGUCCCCUGCGGCCACUGCCCCGUCUUUGACUUCUGCACCAAGGACGGCCCAACGAACGCAGAAGAGUGCAGGUACUUUGACGAGUGGCUUGCCGAGGGCGCCGCCCGCGGCGACUUUGGGCCUGGCUCCUUGAGUGGUGCCCUGCGCAGGAAGGGCGGUAACGGUAAAGGCGGCGCCAAGCACAAGGGUGCCGCCAAUGACAGUGGUGCCGGGCAGCAUGGCAAUCGGGACGAUGGCAAAAUGGACAUUGCGUUGGAGGCAACAGGCGAGGAAGGUGGGGGCGCUGCCGUCGAUUUCGACGAGAGCAAUGUUACUAAGGGCGAAACCGGCACUGGCGGCGCAUCUUCAAGCGCAGCUGAGGAAGAGCCGUACGACACAUACGAUGAUAUCGGUGAUGAUUGACCUUACGGGGAGGACACGUCUGCGCUUCUUGCUGUCGCAUGUAUUAGCCAUAACGCAGCUGUCUGCCUUCUACGGUCUCUGCGAACCAAUCCUCGUUGGCCCUGCGCUCCUGUGCGCUAGCAAGAUUGAACGUGAUACUCUUGCUCUGCGUGUACGCAUGCAGCGCCUCUAGGCCGUUCUCCCUGCCGAGCCCCGAAGCAGAGAACACGCUGCCGUUGCUUGUUGCGAUGAAGCCCCCCCAGAUGGAAGAUGGGUCGUUGCGGUGGUGGC
Messenger RNA from Tilletiaria anomala UBC 951, 2380 nucleotides. RefSeq lists its product as uncharacterized. Gene Ontology annotation, cellular component: RNA polymerase III complex. The record is from RefSeq and is a predicted model, not a curated record. The transcript is spliced from 2 exons. The coding region runs from base 182 to 2110 and encodes 642 amino acids. Gene Ontology annotation, biological process: transcription by RNA polymerase III. NCBI's taxonomy places the organism in Eukaryota, Fungi, Basidiomycota, Exobasidiomycetes, Georgefischeriales, Tilletiariaceae.